This is a messenger RNA of Rotaria sp. Silwood1, 804 nucleotides long. Lineage: Eukaryota; Metazoa; Rotifera; Eurotatoria; Philodinida; Philodinidae. The record is from the annotation of a GenBank genome assembly.
AUGACAAGUGGUGAACGCAUUGAUGAAUAUUCACAUUUGCCACCAGAAGAGGAUGAAGGCGGCUACAAACGUCUUGUGAAAACUUCACCAGAAUGGCCAGUUCAUGGAACAAUUGAAUUUAGAAAUUAUUCAUUACGUCAUCGAUCCAACCUAGAAUAUGCAAUUAGAAAUAUUAAUUUGCGUAUCGAGUCUGGUCAGAAGAUUGGCAUCAUUGGUCGAACUGGUGCUGGAAAAUCGUCACUUGUCAAAGGCAUCUUUCGAUUUAUUGAUCGAUCAAAUGUUCGUGGUCAAAUUCUAAUUGAUGACGUUGACAUUAGUCGCAUCACACUUAAUGAUCUUCGAUCUCAUCUCACUGUCAUUCCUCAACAAUCUAUAUUGUUUAGUGGCACUCUUCGAUAUAACCUUGAUCCAUACAACUCUUAUUCUGAUGAACAAUGUUGGAAAGUACUCGAAGAAGUUCAACUCAAACCGUUUGUAAUGCGUCAUCCAGAAGGUCUUCUAAUGUCUGUCGCUGAAUCAGGCAAUAAUUUGAGUAUAGGUCAAUGUCAAUUGAUAACUAUUGCACGAGCCAUUCUGAAGAAAAGCGAAAUAUUAUUGAUCGACGAAGCAACAGCUCAUGUGGAUCAAAACACAGAUGAUCUAAUUCAAACCAUUAUUAAGGAGAAAUUUCAAGAUCAAACUGUUAUGACAAUCGCUCAUCGACUGAACACAGUAGCCAAAUGUGAUCGUAUUCUUGUAUUGGACAAUGGUAUGAUAGUGAACUAUGAUACGCCUGGAAAUAUUUUGCACCUAUAUGGCCAAUAA